GAUAACAAUUUUAUUUUCAAUUUUCAGUUUUCAUCAACCGUUUUACUUACUCUCGGUUAUUCAUCCUCGAAUAGAUUAUUAAAAAUCUAGUAAUUUACAAAUUAAAAUGUUGAUUGUGCAUAUUUAUUAGGGAUAGUUUAUCAAAGAUUGAAUCAUGGCUCCUAUGGCAGAAUACAACGAAAAGUUGGAGAUAGUCACUGAAGAAGUAUCAAUAUGCAAACUUCUCACCUCGAACGACUUGAAAGUCAGAAAACGUGGAAUAUCUUCUUUGAAGAAAUGGUUUCGUGAAAUUGGCUCGAAAAAAGGUGUAGAAGAAGAUGAUUUUAUUCGUAUUUGGAGUGGACUUUUUUACUACGUUUGGAUGUCUGAUAAACCAUUGGUGCAGGAAGAAGCCGCCGAAUGUGUUAGCAGUAUGAUGCAUAUCCUAGAUAAUUACGAAGCAGCGAUGUACUAUGUUAGAGGAUUUUUUAAUUCAUUAGUUAAGCAAUGGGAUCGUAUAAGCCAUUACAGAAUCGAUAAAUUCUUGAUGUUAGUUCGUCGUUUCUUGAGACAAAUCCUUAUGCUGCUGAGAAAUCACGAAUGGGAUAUUGAAAAACUUGAAAUGUUUAGUAAAGAGUUGUAUGCCGCAAUUCAAAUUUUACCUUAUAGUUUAGCUUUACAUGUGAACGAAAUUUUUAAUGAAGAAGUUGCCAAAAUCUCUAAAGGUAAAAUAUCAACUGAUGCGUUGGUAGUAUUAUAUAAAGGAUACUUCGAAUGUAUUGCGAAUCUGAAACCGACAAUGCAAAUUGUGAAUAGUAUUCAGGCGAAUAUUUUCGGUGGCUUAGUUCGUCAGCUUAAAUUGUGCAUUAAACAAAAAGCUCUAAGUGAAGACUGCGAUGAUGAGACUAAUGACGAAAAGACUGGCUUCGAUGACGAAAAAGUGAACACAAGUGCUUUAGAUCCAAGACCCGGAGGUGUAGAUGUUUUUCUUCCUUAUAUCGAGUUUGAUGAACACGUUGUCGUGAAAUUUAUUGAGCAGUACAUAUCAAAACCGGACGUUCCCAUCAAAGCUAAAAAUAUCCUAAAUCAAAUUAUCCCAAUGUUCACCAGCAUUUCGAAAUUAAGAUCAUCAGUUACCGAUACCGAUAAACUUAUUCGUGAGAUGACAGAAAAUCCAAAAUUGAAAAAACCCAAACAAACCCUGACAAAAUUGAUAAAAGAAUCGUGUCGAAAAUUAGAAGAAGAAGAUGAAGAUGAAACCCAGCACGAAGAAAGAGUCUUGAAAAAGUUACGUAACCUGACCGAUUUGAUUCAAAUACCUGCUGGUAAAUCUACGUUCACGGUGGUGCAAGCGAAAACAAACAUAAAGGAAACAACGAAAAGAACCUCCAUCUCAAGCGACUGGAGUGUUACAGAAUCUGUUGAGAAACCCAGUCCUCCUAAGAAAGCCAGCAUUAGUGGCAAUUCGGAGAACUGGGUCGUUGAAGAGAAUAAGAAAUCACCGAUUUUCGAAAGUAAAAGCAGAAUCGUUGAUCCAGUGCCCAUUACAGAACAGUCCAAAUCAACAAAUGAAAAUGACGAAUCAGACAUUUGCUUGGAAAUAGACGAAAACACAAUUGAAGAACUUGCUUCGACGCACGAAGACGAGCAUAAAAAUGAAGAUCAAGGCACUGCGACUGCUGAGAAAGAAGAGAACGAAUUGAAUCAAAAAUGUGAAAUCUCGUCGGACUCUGAAAUCAAUUAUGAGAAAAGAUCAAGUGAAGAACUUUGCAACAACUCACUUUCUGUUUCAUUUUCCGAUAAACCUGCUGUGCAAUUGUACGAAGAAGAUGAUGUUAAAGAUAAAGCCAACGAUGCAGAAAGCGAAACCAUUGUACCAGCGUCGCUUGUAAAAUCACAUCCAAAAUUGAUGAAAAAAGACCGAGACUACGUUGUCGUUGAUUUUCAAUCUGAAGCUGAUGAUGAAGAAGUGUCUCAAGAACUCCAAGUGCCUCACGAACCUGAAAAGGCUACUGGAACGCUCCGUUGUAGAGAAAUCGAAUCUACUCCUGCUCCCGUAUCAACCCCAGUUUCUAAAAGAACGAGAAAACCCCGUGAAAGUACAGCCGAGCCUGCCAGAAAAAGUCUCAGAAUUGCUGAAAAACAGAAAAAAGUCCUGUUUAAAUUGGAAGAUAACCGGUGUCAAGAUAUUCCGUUGUAUGAAAAAGUUCUUAAAUCGAAGCCAGAAUUACAUUUCCUUAGCUCAAAGAAACCCACCAGCGGUAUACUUAAGCCAUUUGCUGUUACUACUCCGAUCAAUCCUUUCUAUUUUGUUAAUGGCGAAAAUAAAUUCAAACGAAAAAGGAAAUAGAAUAAACGAAUAUUUAAUUCGGUGCUGAUGUAAGUAAAUCAAAAUCGUGCUAAGUAUUUCUAUUUUUCUGUCUUACCUUACCUACAUGUACUGAAUCGAAAAAUUCGGUUUUUUACGUAGUUUAUCUCCUGUGGAGAGAAUCAAUGUGAUUUAAUACAUUUGUUUUUUUAAAUAAUUUUUUUGUACUAUGCUCGAUGUCCGUAUAAUUUUCUGAUAUCCGUUGAUUUCAUUCUGUUUUUAUUUUAGUUGAACU
Messenger RNA from Planococcus citri (citrus mealybug), 2582 nucleotides. RefSeq names its product ribosomal RNA processing protein 1 homolog. Gene Ontology annotation, biological process: rRNA processing. The record is from RefSeq and is a predicted model, not a curated record. Gene Ontology annotation, cellular component: preribosome, small subunit precursor; nucleus. The transcript is spliced from 7 exons. Bases 155 to 2329 code for a protein of 724 amino acids. Lineage: Eukaryota; Metazoa; Arthropoda; Insecta; Hemiptera; Pseudococcidae.